UUAUUUUUUUAACUCUAAGGUUUUUUUUUAUUUCUGCGAGUGUUCCAAGUGCGUUCUCUUCGGUCUCGCGCGUCCACGUCACUCCUCAGUCGUCUCUCACGUUUCACAGAGUUCAGUGUUGACAGAAGGCAUAUUUCAGGAUGAGUGGAGGUCGCGAUGACGUUUUGCAUAAAGUCAAUCGCUUUAUCACGCUACAAGAUGAACAGGUGAAAAAAACGAAUCCUCUUCUACGAGAGGUUCUCAGUUCGAUGAUGGAACUUAUGAAGAGUGUAGAUCCACUGUUCAAAGAAAUGUACCGCGAGCCUAUGUUCGCCGGUAGUUUUUACAAAGGGACAAGGGUAGGGAAGCCGGAGGAAUUCGAUCUCGAUUUGAUUCUGGAUUUGCCGGUUUACUACAACAAAAUAGAAUUUGAGGACGAUCGCCCUGGAUAUGCGAGAAUCAGGGUCCCAUCAAGCUCAUUCAAACCCGCCUGGACUACACAUCAGAAGAUUCUUAACAAAUGGAUUUUAAAGCCCAACAAUUACCUCAAUAAUAAUUGUCUACGUCAAUGGUUCGAGGGUGUCCUCGCAAAGGUCUUCCGGCGACUGCCGGGUAACUCGAAAGGUUAUUCCAUCCUCCAAAUCGGACCGAAUCGCUUCGUCCAAAUAACGAGUAAGAAGAGUGGUCCAGCAUUCACUCUUCUAGUGAUUCACGACAGUGGGAAAUUCGACAUUGACCUGGUGCCAGUCUUUGAGUUCAGGUCCAGACCCUGUCUUACAGUUUUCCAGACAGUUCCACAUACUUAUGAACCGUGGUAUCUGGUGCCCAAGCCAUUGAACAAAGGGAAUAAUCCUGAGCUCAGCUGGAGAUUCUGCUUUUAUAGAUACGAGAAGGCCUGGUUGUCCAGUCAUGGAAAAAUUAAACCUAUUAUAAGAUAUCUCAAGAAACUGAAAGAGUGUCAAGAUUGGUCCUCAGUCCUCGCCAGCUACUACAUUGAAACAUUGGUCUACCACGAGCUAAAUGCAGGCUCGUUCGAUCUUCACAGAUCUUCUUUAAAUGGUCUACUUCUCUGCAUGUUGAUCAAAUUGAGUGAAGCAUGUGAGAAUCACUAUAUCCCUUAUUAUUGGGAUCCUCGUAACAAUCUUAUUGCUGAGAAGACUCCAGCACAAUUGGCCUCCAUGAAAAACUACAUUAAAAAAAUUAUCAAGGCUGUAACAAACAGCCCAGAAGAUGCCAUCAUUUACUUUCUGACUGCUAGCGAACGUCAAAUAUUGGCUGAGGCAGGGCCAGGUCUUCCCACCACCCCCGCCCCCAACGAAUCGGAGGAGAGUCCUUCAUUGCUUUCAGGAUUAAUCAAUUUCUUCCGGAGUCUCCUCGCCACUGGCUGAGCUUUCCCCGGACUACCAGCAGCAUCGCGGCGCAUUCAAUCGAUGGACCAAAUGAAACCCGCCCGCAAUUUCAUUUCAUUGGACUUCUGAAACGCAAGGUCUUCACUUUUCUUCCUAAUCACUCUCUCCUAAUUUUAAUUUGUGACUGCAACGUCAGUGCUUACGGAUUCCCAUUUUUAUAUGAUAAUUUUCAAUAAAUAUUUUUAAACUCA
This is a messenger RNA of Diachasmimorpha longicaudata, 1579 nucleotides long. RefSeq names its product cyclic GMP-AMP synthase-like receptor (gene cGlr1). Lineage: Eukaryota; Metazoa; Arthropoda; Insecta; Hymenoptera; Braconidae. The coding region runs from base 141 to 1367 and encodes 408 amino acids. The transcript has 10 exons. The record is from RefSeq and is a predicted model, not a curated record.